This is a messenger RNA of Miscanthus lutarioriparius, 1503 nucleotides long. Lineage: Eukaryota; Viridiplantae; Streptophyta; Magnoliopsida; Poales; Poaceae. The record is from the annotation of a GenBank genome assembly.
AUGGGCUCCUGCCUAUCCUCCGAGGCCCCCGCCGCCGGCGACGAGCCGGCAGCGUGGCGGAAGAGGCGCCGCGGGAGCCGGGAGGGCGCGGCCGGCGCCGGCGCCGGCGGUGGCAAGAAGCUGCCCGGAGGAGGGGGAGAGAUGACGGAGGACGAGCUCGCGCGGGUCUCCGGGAGGAUGUGCGGCAACGGCGCCAGCGCGGUGGCGUGCCUCCACACGCAGCAGGGGCGGAAGGGCACCAACCAGGACGCCAUGGUCGUGUGGGAGAGUUUUAAUUCAAGUGACAGCAUCUUCUGUGGUGUGUUUGAUGGCCAUGGGCCAUACGGUCAUUUUGUUGCCAAGAAAGUUAGAGAUUCACUUCCUGUCAAGUUGCGCACACAAUGGCAAACUAGUGCUAAUGGGGGCUCUAGUCCUCAUCAAAAUGGAAGCAUCUCUGAAAGUAUCAACUCCGAAGAAACAGGUUCUAUUGUUGAUGAUGAAUGGGGUGAUGGUGAUGACACUGAAAAGCUUCCUGAGACGUUUCUUCCACUUAAGAAAUCUUACCUAAAAGCUUUCAAAUUGAUGGACAAGGAACUCAAGCUGCAUCCCACAGUUGACUGUUUCUGCAGUGGAUCUACAGCAGUAACAUUGGUGAAACAGGGAUUGGACCUUGUAAUUGGAAAUCUUGGGGACUCAAGAGCAAUUAUGGGGACAAGAGACGCCUCUAACAAUCUAACCGCUCUGCAACUCACAGUUGAUUUGAAGCCUAACCUUCCCAGGGAAGCUGCGAGGAUACAACAAUGUAAAGGACGAGUUUUUGCUCUUCAGGAUGAGCCAGAAGUUGCCAGAGUAUGGUUGCCAAAUAACAACUCUCCUGGAUUGGCAAUGGCAAGAGCUUUCGGAGACUUCUGCCUUAAAGAUUAUGGUUUAAUAUCUGUUCCAGAGAUAUCGUAUCGCCGUCUUACCGAAAAGGAUGAAUUUAUAAUACUAGCCACCGAUGGGGUAUGGGACGUUCUCUCAAAUAAGGAGGCUGUUGACAUUGUAGCAUCAGCCCCAUCUCGGGCAACGGCAGCCAGGGCUCUUGUUGACUGUGCUGUCAGAUCGUGGAGGUUGAAGUUCCCAACAUCCAAGAGUGAUGACUGUGCUGUUGUCUGCUUAUUCUUGGAUCAUGAGAAGUCAGCUGACUCGGUUCAAGAGAGUGAACCCAGUGUGGAGACAGCAGAACCCACCGGGGGAGGAGGUUUCCACACAGGAUGCCAGUGCAGAGAGCACAGUGCGGAGGCCACAUUGCAACACUCCACCACAUUAAGGGAGGUCGAUGAGAUUGUACCGGUCGACGAACCGCCCAUCUUGAAGGAGUCUGAAAGGUGCGGGUCUGCUCGCAGCCUGGCAGAUUGCAUAUCGACAAACGAGGAAGAGGAAUGGUCCGCGCUCGAAGGCGUGACGCGGGUGAAUUCCCUCCUGAACCUCCCCAGAAUACUGUCUGGCGACAAGAGAUCGACCAGCUGGAGGAAGCGGCGGUGA